CUCAGUUGAUACCUGAACAACAUCAGCUCACAUUUAGCUGACAGAACCGUCUGUUGAUCAUCACCAUGAAGACUGUCCUGGUCCUCUCCAUUCUCCUCUGUGCUGCGUUUGCAGCUCCACAACCAGACGCAGAGAAAACAAGUAAAGAAAAGGCUCCAGAAGCAGCAGUGGAGGUCCCGCAGGAACAGAUGGUUGCUCAACCUGAGAUGGACAAGAUGACAAAAGACGUGAAAGUAUUUGUGCCAGAAGACUUUGUGCCUGUUCCCAGAAACGAGCCAGUGCCUGAGGAGGAAACAGCGCCUGACUCUCGUAAUAACUUCUGUCCAGUGGGUUGGUUCGCCCAUGGCUCUCGCUGCUUCCUGUUCGUCAAUACUCCCAAGACCUGGUACAGUGCUGAGGAGCACUGCAACAACCUGGGUGGCCACCUGGCCUCGGUCACCAACCCCAGAGAGUACAGCUUCCUGCAGCAGAUCUCAGGCGGCUCGAGCACAGCGUGGCUGGGAGGCUUCAACCUGCAGGGCCCAUGGUUGUGGAUUGACCGCGAGGGUUUCUAUUACACCAACUGGUACUCACCUUUGUCCUCCAGCAGCUACCCCUGCAUCUACCUACGAAACAACUAUGGUUGGGGAAACAACAGGUGUAACAUUGCCUAUAACUUCAUCUGUGCCAAGAACCCUUUCGGGUGUUGACGUACAGACUUCACAUCUGAGGCCUUGAGAAGGAUCAGCCUGGAUAGUUUUUCUCUCUGAGGCCAACUUGUGUACUUUGUUUUGUGUUUUACUGAAUUAUACUUUUACUUUUUGUAUUCUUCAAAGUGUGAAAUGAUCAAGUGUUAAGCAACUUUCAUGUUAAAGCAUUUUGAUUUGUUCUUGUGGCAGCAGUUUCAUAAUAAAGACUUGUAAGAAUGAGACAAUGUAAGAAGUGUAACAUUGCCUAUAACUUCAUUUGUGCCAAGAGCCCUUUCAAUUGUUGACAUACAGACUUCACAUCUGAGGCCUUUGGGGACGGAUC
Plectropomus leopardus (leopard coralgrouper) is the source of this 1011-nucleotide messenger RNA. Its product is annotated as ladderlectin-like. Lineage: Eukaryota; Metazoa; Chordata; Actinopteri; Perciformes; Serranidae. The record is from RefSeq and is a predicted model, not a curated record.